CCGACUCCCGCCGCUUCCUCGUCGCCGCCCCUCCCCGCCAGCCCGAGGAACGCGGCCGGCCCGUGGGGCAGAGUGUCCGCGCCGCCGGGGACGGGCGCGGGCCGCGCCGCAGCCGGAGCGGGGCCGGGUCCCGCCGCUGCCUCCUUCCGCCGGCCGCGCCGCCGGCCAUGCAUUCUUCCGGCUCCUCCGGCUCCCGUAGCGCGGGCCGGGGCCCGGCCAGCCCUAGGCAGCCGCGAGGGCACUAAGGCUCCCGCUCGCGCCGCGCCUCGGCCGCCGCCGCGUCCAUGACCGCGACCCCUCGGCCGGGGACACCCGCCGCCACCUUCGCGCGCCCGGGGCCGCCGGUCCCCGGUCCCGCUCGCCCCCGCGCUCCACCUCUCGCCGUCCGAGCCCGCCGAGGCAGGACGGACUCCAGUGUGAGAAUGGCUGUGACUUUGGAAGAAGCUCCGUGGCUGGGCUGGAUCUUCGUGAAAGCCCUGAUGAGGUUUGCCUUCAUGGUUGCCAACAACCUGGUUGCGAUUCCAUCCUACGUCUGCUAUGUGAUUAUACUACAGCCCCUUCGAUUGCUGGACAAUAAGUGCUUCUGGUACAUUGAAGGAAUCAUAUAUAAAUGGCUUUUAGGCAUGGUGGCUUCUUGGGGAUGGUAUGCUGGAUAUACAGUGAUGGAAUGGGGCGACGAUAUUAAAGCCAUUUCCAAAGACGAAGCAGUAAUGUUGGUGAACCAUCAGGCAACCGGAGACGUGUGCACUCUGAUGAUGUGCCUCCAGGACAAAGGACGGGUUGUUUCUGAAAUGAUGUGGUUGAUGGAUCAUAUUUUUAGGUACACAAACUUUGGAAUUGUUUCUCUCAUUCACGGAGACUUCUUUAUAAGACAGGGAAAAUCUCACCGUGACCAACAACUACUUCUUCUUAAGAAGCACCUAGAAAACAAUUACAGGAGCAGAGAUCGAAAAUGGAUUGUCUUAUUUCCAGAAGGGGGCUUCCUCAGGAAGAGAAGAGAAACAAGCCAGGCAUUUGCCAAGAAAAAUAACCUGCCGUUUCUUCAACAUGUCACUCUGCCAAGGGUUGGAGCAACAAAAAUUAUUUUGAAUGCACUUGUGGCACAACAGGAAAAUGGGAGUCCAGCAGGAGGAGAUGCUGGGAAAUUAGACAGCAAAUCAAAAGGCCUCCAGUGGAUAAUAGAUACAACCAUAGCUUAUCCCGAAGCUAAACCCAUAGAUAUUCAAACCUGGAUCCUUGGAUACAGGAAACCAACAGUCACACAUGUACAUUACAGGAUCUUUCCAAUUAAAGAUGUACCCCUGGAGACUGAUGACCUUUCUGAUUGGCUCUACCAACGUUUUGUUGAAAAGGAAGACCUCUUAUCGCAUUUUUAUAAAACAGGGGCUUUUCCACCUCCCAAGGGCCACAAGGAAGCCGACUCCAGGGAGGUGACGCUCAGCAACGUGUGGAUCUUUCUCAUACAGUCGUUUGCGUUUUUGUCAGGCUACAUGUGGUACAGCGUCCUCCGGUAUUUGUACCACUGCCUGUUCUAGGACUUGGACUUGUCACAGUCACCAUAGGAAUCCAGACUUCCACCAGUGUGUAUUAUUUUACAUGUGCAAAUCAGAAUAGUAAACAAAAGCAAAGGAAAUUCCAUGGAUGGAUUAAUAUUUAUCCCCUUUGGGAUAUUUUAAAACUCUGCAAAAAGGAGGAUCAGUACUAUUAAGACCUGCUAGUAUGUUGUAAGGACUUUUCAUGUUUUAAAAACAUACACUCUACCACACAUUUAAGCGAACAUCACCUUUGGAGAAGAGGAGACCAUACGAUCACCCUAGAAGACUGAGAGGAAUUCUGCUGCCAGCAGAUACUCGGCCAUCCAGUUCGAGCUCAGCGAGCCGCGCCGUCCUCCUAGCCGGUGUCUCCGUUAGGGCAGAACUGUGGAGCGGCCUCACCCCCCAACGUCUGCUGAGUCACUGGCAAUCUCGAGGGGCGCUGGCUGGCACCUUCUGAAGACCUGCCGCCCUGUCGUUUGCCGUGACACUCCAGUCCUCGCCAGCUGAGUGAGGAGCAGGGUCAGGCAUGCUGCGGGGCGGGGAGCGGUGUCCGGCGGACACAUCCCUGUGCUGGAAUGUGCUCUUUCAAAAGGCUCGCUCAGUCCGUGUUUACAUGCGCUAGUGCUUUCCCGUGUGGGGGGUGGGCACUCGGUUUCUCCUUUUGUACAGAAGGUAUAUUGUGGAUUGACCAUUGUUUCCUACAGAGUGCACUUUUAUCAGAUGCAUCUAUAGCACGGGACUGGGAUACAGCCUGAACACAGAUGUAAGCGUAAUCAGGGAGUGGGCUUCUCGAGAGGCUGUCUCGUCCACGUGUCUUACCCGUGCGCGCGCGCUCGCCCGUGCUAGCCCGCGCCGGGUGCCCCGCCCCGCUGAGACUUCUGUCUGGCUCAGAGGCUUUGUUUGAUUUUAAUUUUGGUAUAUUAGCACCACCUGCAUUUGGGGAUGGUUGAAACAAAUGAAUGCAAAAUAUUUAAAUGAUCAAUAUAUGGUGAAAUAGGCUAAUUUAUUAGAAAAAUAAGAGCUACAGCCAGGCUUACACUGGUGACAGGUUGCACAUGGCACCCCCAGAACCUGUCACAUCGAGGAGCUGCCUGUGUCGGGGUGGUGUGACCAGGAAAGAGACCAGCACACGAGGCUUCGCAGUCUCUUCCAGUCGCUUUUGGAGAAGAUAAAGUGAAGUAUCUAUUCUAGAAGGCAUUUUUUUUUAUUUGUCACUAUGUUCAUACAGUUUACCUCGCAGUAGAACCAAACUCUUCUCAAAAAGUGCGGGCACCUCCUCGUGCGUCGCCCGCACUCCCUGCGCGGAGGCAGAGCAUGUUCUUGGUCCAGGGUCCUAAGACUCUCAGAUCCUGGUGCGUCGGUGGCAGUUUUCUGUGACGUGAGCAGCGUAGGGUCCACCUGUGUCGCUAAUCAUACAAACGACAGUUCUGAGAAGGAGGCUGAAAAGUAAAAGGCUGACGUCUUUUGUUUUUAAAUAAACCAAAAAAAAAAACCCCUGAGAAGAUAGAAGGUCCUUCUCAAUCGUGUGGGAAAGGCAGAGCCACACCAAAUUCAGGCCCACCGCGGCGUCAGCUCCGGGUGCGUCCGCCGCACGUGUGCGGAGAGCGGCGCGUCCGCGGGAAUACCUCAGUGACCACAGGGCUGCUGCUAGGAGGCGGGAGCCCGCGUCCCUGUGUGCGGCUCGGGAACCGGUGUCGCAGGUGCCACGCCUUUGCAAGCUGAGCAUUUCAUUAUGUGUUUUGCAGUGAUGGUGAGUAGGUGAAACCAACCCCAACUUAGAAGUGCAGAUAAUGUUAGGAAGCCAGACAGAAGCUUAAACACACUUCUGUUGGAGGUCCAGCAAACGCUGCUGGACUCCAGGAUGAAGUGGAGUUGUUCAUUUGAGGGGUUAGUCAGCCAUCUGGGGGAUGGUUGCUCGCUGUCGAGCGUGGCAGACACAGUCCUAAGCUGUCAGACCUUCUCGUUGCUAAAGCCAGCCACAGGCAGAGCGGCCAGUCCUCCCGUCAGAAGCGGCGACAAGUGCGCCUGCGCACACAGGCGGGGCGGGGCCCCUUGGCCGUCACUGUGCUCCAAAGGAACGUGAUGUCGUUUAACACACUGUACACAUUCAACAGGCUGUUCUUGAAGAUGCUUUACUCUUCAAGUGCAGCCAUUUCAGCAGCCUCUAGAGUGACAAAUACCAGUAGAUGUGUGCGUCAGUUUUUGCACAUAGAUCUGUGAGUUGUAAAUAGAUGUGUUUGGUCUGCCCUGCCCGCUUUGAUGCUUUACCGACAUGUUCCCCCUUCUGUUUGAGAGCAUUGCCAGCGCUUUCCUCCCUAGAAACGGGGGUCCUCUGGCUUGUACUGGGGAAUGUGAAGAGAGAAUCAGUGUUCUCACGCGGCCGCCAGGGAAGCAGCAGGAUGCCACUGUACGGAGCUGAAUAAAAACUCCUGCCCUGUCCUUCUUUGCAACAAGAGAUGGGAGGAGUCUAGGGAAUAUCCAUUUGGUCAAGUGGAAAGAAAAUAGCACUGUGCCAGUUUUAUACCCGUAGCUUUUAGAAUCUCCGCUGUCCUGCCUGGAGUCCCACAGCAGAGGGGUUUGCAAACUCCCCGCGGGCUCCUGGAGCCCAGUGGCGGACAUCUGCCCGGCCUCAGGCGGGGGCAGGGACUACGGAAGUGACCAUCCCAAAGGUCACACUUGACUUCAGGAAUUACCACUGGUGUUCAAAUGUAUGACAUUGUAGAGAAGCCUGUAGGCCAGCGGGAGGUAAGUAGAAAUUGCAGAGUGGGAAUGAUGUCUUGGGUAGUCAUGCCAACUAGUUGAGAAUCUAAAUCAUAGAGGUUUUCUUUUUUUUAAAGAUAACUCUGAUUUCAGAUCUGUCUUGUUAUCUGUCAUAUUUUAAAAUUACAACCAACCCUUAAUUUUCUACAGUAAAGGAACUAGAGAUUACUGAGUAAUUAUUCCAGUAAUAAGUCAUAUUAUCUAAAUAUGAAGCCAAAAAUCGAAAUAUGUUCAGGAGUUUGAAUAUUUAUUCUCAUCACACUUUUUUUUCUUCCUGGAUGCUUACUAACUUAAAAAAGUGAUUUGAGUUGUUUAUUAGUUUCUAUUGCUUUUUUUUUCUUUGAAUGAAUAGUGGAAAGAUUUGGAAAGACAGCUUCAGGAAGAAGAAACACAAAAACCUAAAUAAUGCAUAGUCUUAAAAAGGAAUUCCUAAUAAUCAAGAGUUGGCAGUAUUGCAGUUCUCAAGCGUUUUUAUGAAAACAAAACAUUAAAUCACCAAAUGUAAACCUCAGAACGUCACUCGAGUGCUCAUGUUGUGCAGGUCAGUGUUAAGAAUGCCUCUUCAUUCUUUGCUCACGUUCCUCUCACUUCUAGUGAAUUCGUCUUAGUGAUGUUUUCUGACAAUCACUUCCCUAAAGACUCCUGAACUAGUGGGACCUGGUUAUAAUCAUAGAACGUAGCCUUUAAUCAUGGAUAUUUUUAUUGGAUUCCUUUUGUAUUUAAGAAAAUUUUAUUUGCACUACUGCACGGGAAGAAGAGUUAGUUAUCUUAUCCAUGACACAGGACUCACUCCAGAGUUACCAAUACUGGCAGAGCAGCUCUGGUCCACAAAGGACGCAUGAGCAAGGCUAGUCUCAUUUGUUGCCACGUAGGGCUGUGAGCCAAGCUUCUGGUGACAGGAACAGCAAAGUCAGAAGCAGCACGGGGCAGCAGGAAUCCUGGCUCACUGUAUGAGGGGAAAUAAACUAACGUGUUUGGGACCAAAACCACCUGAGUCGGACAUUUCUGAUCACGGGGAGCCGGCAUUCUCUGGAGCAGUCUCUGGACGGUGCUUCGUGGCGCUCCUCUCACAUCCAUCCCCCGCACGUACGAACUGGACCCUGGGCGCGAACCUCGGGUGCAAACCUUGGGUGCGGACCUGUCGGGGAAGCGUGGCUGUGGCCAAUGGAAGAUAAAAGGUGUUUUUCUGCAAAAUUUCCAUUGGAGGAUUUUUACAUUUAAUAUUUUUUUAAAACAGUUUAAAGAGCAAAAAAAAAAAUAAAUUAAGUGUAUUCUAGUUGCAGAAUAUGCACACAUAUUUUGAAUGGCUUUAUUUUUAUUGUGUAAAACUGUUGAACACACACACGUCCGUGAUGCACAUAUUCUUUACACGUGAGGAGUCUGUGCAUUUCACAGGGACUUCUGUUCUGACUGGGUAAUGAAACAGUUACACAUCGGACUGCCGUGGUUGUGUUAAGUGCUCUCUUUUUCUUUACAGUUAUCACGAAGUUGUAUUUAUUUUAUACAGGUGGAUUUCUGUUUCCCUGAUGCCAUAAUGUUUACUUCAGCUCGAUGGCCUGUCUCACUCUGUGUCUCUGCAUGUUGUGACGUAUGAUGAGAAUGAGUGUAAGGGCUGUGGCAACUGUACCUUUUGUGAAGGGCUGGUCACACGUGGAUCUGGUUUGUGAAUGCAUCGGGGUUAUUUCAGUAACCAGAUUACCUUUUCAGAGAUUGAGAUGUGAACACCAAAAGAAGCAUUUUCUCAACAAAAAAAAAAUUAAUAGCUGGUUCUAUUUUUUUUACCCUAGAAAAAAUAAAGUUGAUUUUUUUCAAGUAAAGUGCUUUUAAUUCUUAGUGGGGGUGGGUGUUUGUAUUUCGUUGGAGCCGUCUGACAUGAACACUGUAGAUGUACAUGCAUGUAGAAUAUGCCGUGGCAGUCGGAUGCUGAGGGCAGACUGGAAAACCAAAUGAAAAUCGUUCUUCUUCCUUUGGUUUUAAACUCUCUCCCCCUCCCCCUUCCCUGUUCUUCCCAUCUGGUGGUAUACUGGUAAAUGUUUCACAAUCUGUUCUUCUGGGGGAAAAAAAUUGUAUACAAGUGUACAUGUCAUAAAUUUUGAUGAUAGCGAGGAUUUUAUAACACAAUGAACAGAUAAUAGUAAAACGUACUUUAUUGUAAAUUCCACAUAGCCAAUUAAUUCUCCCAGGGUGCUACAAUUGAUUUUUGCUGAACUCUUUGGCCAACUUAUGAAUGUUUUCCAACCAUGAUUUGAAAAAUGGAACUAUAUCCUAAUCCACUCAUUUCUCACAUUUGUCAUUCAGUCUAAUAUGUGAUCUACUGUUAAGCUAUUUCUUAGCCUUGUACAAAUUAUACUCUUCUAAGUGAACCAGUUUUAGCUUCAGCACCAAUGGGAAGCAUAUAUAAUUUAAUCUUAAUAGCAGCCAUUUAACAACUACCGGCAAAACUCUAAAACUUAAACAGUCGGCUUUCUUGCUGGAGCUGGUAGGAGAUGUCUUCGGCACACCACUGCCCAGUUCUGUGUUACUGGUUUUGUUCUGUUUUGCUUCUUAAGCUGUUAGUGUUGAAUAAACUUCUCACAGUUCAUUUACUCACUGCUCUUGGGAAAUUCCUAUCUGUGACCUGGCAAAGGGGCUUUGAAGGGUAGGAAAGCGUUAACAUCAGUUCUGCAGAGCGGGCUCUGGAUCUUUGAAGAACGGGACAAAGAGCACCUUUUCCCGAACUGCAUGUAAAGUUUGCGUAUCUUAAAAGUUGGUUCUGCGCUUUCAUUUUUCAAAGUAAACUGUGAUACAGGCAUCUCUCAGAUUUUGUUUUGAGCAUUUAAAAUGCAUUUUGUUUCUGCAUCUGUAGACUAUAUUCCAUCCCACUGAAGAUUUUUAAAUGUAUGAAAACAUCGUGCACAGUCUACAGAAUGAGUUCCGUAGUUACAGUUCAGUCUACCUCUUCUCUUUCCCAUCUGGGUUUCGGCCGCUGGUCUGGUGAAGCUGUCAUUUCUUCCCCUAGAAGUGGAUUCUGUGGAGGACGAAGGAUAAACAGGGCGGAGGCCCGCGAGCUCGUUUGAAUCAGAGAUCUAUUGCUGACCAGCCCUAUUCCUCAUGAGUUUGGGGUAGGGGGAAAGCCAUUGUUUUUAAUUUUCACUUAAUACGAAAGUGUCUGUUUUAAAAAUGUUUCUUCCUGCUGGAAAAAAAAUGUAUUUUUAAAAGGGAAAAUAUUUCUCUUUUGGCUAUAAGAAAAAGUCAGCUGUAUGAGCAGGUGUGACCAUAUCAUAACAUGCUGAUAUGAUAUAAAUCAAUAAAUUUUUACCUCUCA
Molecule: messenger RNA, 7599 nt
Organism: Phyllostomus hastatus (greater spear-nosed bat)
Lineage: Eukaryota; Metazoa; Chordata; Mammalia; Chiroptera; Phyllostomidae
Gene: LPGAT1
Product: lysophosphatidylglycerol acyltransferase 1
Exons: 9
Coding region: 285-1535 (416 amino acids)
Cellular component (GO): endomembrane system
Molecular function (GO): acyltransferase activity
Source: RefSeq, a predicted model, not a curated record